This is a messenger RNA of Drosophila subobscura, 1587 nucleotides long. RefSeq names its product lymphokine-activated killer T-cell-originated protein kinase. Lineage: Eukaryota; Metazoa; Arthropoda; Insecta; Diptera; Drosophilidae. The record is from RefSeq and is a predicted model, not a curated record. Gene Ontology annotation, molecular function: protein kinase activity; ATP binding. Gene Ontology annotation, biological process: protein phosphorylation. The coding region runs from base 120 to 1160 and encodes 346 amino acids. The transcript is spliced from 3 exons.
CUAUCAAUAAUUCCGCGGUUGCGCUGCCUCACUGUUUUUCAAUUCAAACUAAAUUCGCCCGUCGCCUUAAAAAUAGCAUUUAAACCUUAUUCCGCGGAACAAUUUUGACAAAAAUCAAGAUGGAAACACCGCGCGGAAAGCAACGUAAUUUGCAUGUGAAGACCAUUCAGAGCAUAAGCACACCAGUUCGCUUACCGCCAUCAACAAUGCUGAAGACCCUGGGCUAUGGCACCGGCGUUCAAGUUUAUCUACUGGAUCGUUCACCCCGCCUCGGCCAACCACGCUCACCGUGGGCAAUCAAGAGUAUCACCAAGCGUUCGCUGGCACAAAAGGAUCAGAAUAUCAGCGAGCGCAUUAUCCAUGAGGCGGACAUCUUGCGCAAACUAAAGCAUCCCAACAUUGUUGGCUUCCGCGCCGAAAUCCCAUCGGAGGAGGGCGCCCACAGCCUGGCCCUGGAGAUGUGCAACACCUCGCUGGGCUCGAUACUGGAAAUGCGCUUCGACGACGAGGAGGGACGCCUGGACUCUGACAAAAUCUUCAAAAUGAUGCUGGACGUUACCAAGGGGCUGGACUAUCUGCACACCGAGGCCAAGUUGCUGCACGGCGACAUCAAGUCCUUCAAUGUGCUCGUGAAAGGCGAGUUUGAGAUCUGCAAACUGUGCGACUUUGGCGUGUCUCUGCCACUGGAUGAGAACAAUGAGGCGAAGAGCAGUGGCUACGUGGGCACCAGUCCGUGGUCCGCACCCGAGGUGAUUGACUGCCAGGACACAAUUGACAGCAAGGCUGACAUCUUCAGCUUUGGCCUUGUCAUCUACGAGACUUUGGCCCUCGUGCCGCCGCAUACACUGCCGCUGGACUAUGUCGACGAGAGCAUGGAUGGCUACGACGCCAGCAUCGAGAUGAACAGCUCCGAAGAGCUGUCGCUACCGGAGACGGACGACAUGGAGGACAUGGAGGACGAUCAAGAGCUGCGUAACAUGGAGUCGGCAUUUGGCACACGACCACCGCUACCGCAGGCCUUCGAACUAACCGAAGACUACAACACCAUUGUCGAGCUUUACUACCUGUGCACGAAUGCCUUAAGCGAGGAUCGCCCCUCGGCGCGCACCAUUCUGGAGUGUCUCGAGAAUAAUGCGCCCGCUCCCGCGCCCAGCGUUUAAGCGAGCUGAGCACCAAGCACCAACCGCAUCUAAUCUUCCACCACGUUUGGCAUUUAAUGUUAGCCAUGAAACCUGAGAGUCGCUUCGGAAGUUGCGUGAAUGUUGAGCACUUGCGGACGAGCGUAAAAGCCACAAAUAUCCUUACCUUGAUUAUAAUUAGCGUGUAAAAAUGAUGAAACAAUUGUGGGACCUGCCCUCAGCCACAGUCUCCUCCCUCGCAAACUCAUUUAAAGGCGAUUUCUGACAAAGAACAAUAAGGAAAUAGUUCUAGAUUACAUUCCUCAGACAAUGACUGCUAAAUGUUCAGCUGAAACCCGAUUCCUUCUGUAAACUUGUGGAAUUCUCCAGACUCCCAUAACGAAUAACAAAUUGUGCUUCGAGUUUCGAUUACACUUUUCUUAGAUUUAUUACAAAAUAAUAAUACAUA